UUUGAUUGCUGACAAUACGUGUAACGGUCAAUAACAUCCGAUUAAUUUUUUAUUAAUAAAUGUUGGACAGGAUGGCUAGCAGAGAAACGUCAAUUAAUUCAAAAAAUUCGGAUGACCAUAGCGUUGAAACACUAGCAGAAGUUUUCCGAUGUUUUAUUUGCAUGGAAAAGCUUAGGGAUGCACAUCUUUGUCCCCAUUGCAGUAAAUUAUGCUGUUACACUUGCAUCAGAAGAUGGCUCACAGAGCAGCGUUCUCAGUGUCCUCAUUGCAGAGCUUCAUUACAUCUACAUGAAUUGGUAAAUUGCAGAUGGGUAGAAGAAGUAACACAGCAGCUUGACACACUUCAAGCUGUUGGUAUAUCAAAUUCAAGGCACGAUGAUGCUAAUAGAGAUAGGUGUACUGUACAUCAUGAAAAGCUGUCUGUUUACUGUUGGACUUGUCGUAGAUGUAUUUGUCAUCAGUGUGCUCUAUGGGGUGGUACUCAUUCAGGGCAUGCUUUCAAACCUCUAGAGGAGGUUUAUGAACAGCAUGUUACACAAAUAAAAGCAGAAGUGGGACAGUUGAAACGAAGAUUGAUGGAGCUAAUAAGUCUUGUUCAAGAAGUGGAACGUAAUGUUGAAUCUGUAAGGGCUGCAAAAGAUGAGAGAGUCAGGGAGAUCAGGAAUGCAGUGGAACUAAUGAUAGCACGUCUAGAUUCUCAAUUGAAAGCUAAAUUGUUAACUUUAAUGGGCCAGAAAAACUCCUUGACUUUAGAAACAGAACAACUGGAGGCUCUGUUGCAAGAGGUGGAACACCAAUUGCACACAUGUACUCGAUCUGAGCUUAUUAUUAAAAGUGCAGAUUUGUCACGAAUGAUACAUCAAGUAAGGAAAAAACCAAUGACAAGUUUUGUGACUGCUCCUGUUCCUGCAGAUUUUCAUAGUGAAAUUGUACCAGGAUAUGAUAGUGCAACUUUUGCAAUGCAAAAUUUUACUCAACUUCAAUUAAAAGCAGAUCCUGUGUAUUCUGCACCAUUGCAUGUAAAUGGAUUGUGCUGGAGAUUAAAGGUAUAUCCUGAUGGAAAUGGAGUUGUUCGCGGAAAUUAUUUGUCCGUUUUUCUGGAAUUAAGUGCCGGUUUACCAGAAACAUCUAAGUAUGAAUAUAGAGUUGAAAUGAUACACCAAGGAUCCCGCGACAUAAGUAAAAAUAUAGUUCGAGAAUUCGCUUCUGACUUUGAAAUCGGUGAAUGUUGGGGUUACAAUAGAUUUUUCAGAUUAGAUUUACUUGCAACUGAAGGGUACUUAAAUACAGAAUUGGACACUUUGAUACUACGGUUUCAGGUACGGCCACCGACGUUCUAUCAGCGCUGUAGAGAUCAGCAGUGGUAUAUCAGUCAGUUAGUUACAGUACAAAAUCAAUAUGCUACACAAAUUAAUGAAUUGAAAGAGAGAUUGGCAAUAGAAAUCUCUCGAAAUGCUAUAGCAGCGACAAGAGUGUCAAGCGGAGUUGCAUUAUGCGGACCAACAUCAAAUGUAACACCUCUGGUAAUGCAACAACAGUCACAAGCUGCUGGAGAUCCAUUACUGAAUUCCAGUUCUCCUCGUUCCAUUGAAACGUAUCAAAAUGGCACAUUAGCAAGAACAGGACAGAAUGCACUACUUGGGGGAAAUUAUAGUUCUGCCAUGUCGAGUGAUCAAUUGAUGCCUAUGUGUGAGUUAGGAGAACUUUCGAACAUACGUUCACUUGGAUCCUCUUCAACAUUGUCCUCUAUCUCGUCAAAGACGAGUCUAAAACAACAUGGAGUGAAACCAGAAUCGCCCAAUCUGCAUGGUACAAACGAUGGUUCUGCUGGAGACUGCCAGACCAAUAGUAUUCAUUCUCCAUCGCCAUCUUAUUCUUCACCGACAAUUCUUAAUCAGCAACCACUGAAUCUGUUGUCUAGCAGCAGCAGUAGUGAUAGCGGAGAAUUAAGCGAACACGAUAUAUAUUUGGACGAAUGUGAACAUAAUGAACCACAUUUAAUGCUUUUAGAUGAUAAUUCAAAUGACGAAAACGACGUGGAUGAUGAAACCAUGUCAGGAGAGAAUGAUGUAGAAGUUGCAGAAUCGUUAACCCCGUGGAUUCAGAACAAACAACGUACAAAGCAGCAGAACAAUCGGGAUAGUACAGGGGAUACUUGCAGAUUGCGAGGCAAUGAUAGUUUAGAAGACGAAAUAAUGUUGCUACAUCUGUUUGAAAUGCAAGAUAGAAACUCCGCCUGGACUUCUUUGUGUUUCAAUCAACACGUGGAUGACACAAGUGACUCUAGAACAUCUUUAACCAGUUUACAUCAUAGUUCUAGCCCUUUACAUUGUAACACUACACUGCCAACUCAUGGAUCGUCUUCAUUUUCGCAUAAGCAUCAUGAAGUCGAUUCAGCCUAUAACGAACAAUUUUCCGAUAAACGUUCCACUUGUACAUCUCAUCUGUGUCAGCCUCAGAUGAUGUAUAACGGUAGACUGAAACUGGGUCAAGUGUCCAACAUUUGUCAGCAAGAACUUUCCGGGUUAAUAGCAUGUGGUAGUCAGACGAGGUCUGAACCUGCAACUCGUUCGAACUCUAUUGAUUGCGAUAAGGACCUUCCAAACAUAUCUGUAGUUAAUAAAAUUAACCACGAGGUGGAAACAUCCAGAUCGGACUUGAUAGUGCCAAAUGUAGUACUGGACAGCAAUAAAAUCGUGUCGAAGCAUCUACUGUCGCGACGGCAAUCUUCACCGUCAUCGUCUGCCAACGUUAGCGUGAUAGGUAGUGAGAAUAGUAAAGUAUUCGAAUUCGAACAAUUGUUGGAGACCAUUCAGUUGUAUCCAAUAUCUCAGAAAGACACUGCCAGUUGUUUCAAUAAGUUAAGAAGAAAUAUUUCAUCCGAGGGGAAAAGUAAUGGUUGCACCACUGGCAGAAUCAAAUCUCCCUCGCUUUCGUUAGGUCAUGAUGCAGUAUCGUCGUCAACUAGUAAUGCAACAACUGAUGCUAUACCGAGCCCUAACAAUUAUAGCUGGGCUCCUGCAUUGUAUCAACACAAACACAAUCAGAAGAAUGUUUUGGACGCAACUCUGCAAGCAUCUUCUAGCGAUGCUUCCAAUAAAUCUACAUCUGAAAAGUCGUUAGAAGAAACCAAUCCUUCGGGUUCUUCGUGA
Molecule: messenger RNA, 3152 nt
Organism: Dufourea novaeangliae
Lineage: Eukaryota; Metazoa; Arthropoda; Insecta; Hymenoptera; Halictidae
Product: E3 ubiquitin-protein ligase TRIM37-like
Exons: 16
Coding region: 60-3152 (1030 amino acids)
Biological process (GO): negative regulation of centriole replication; protein autoubiquitination
Cellular component (GO): peroxisome; aggresome
Molecular function (GO): ubiquitin protein ligase binding; tumor necrosis factor receptor binding; zinc ion binding
Source: RefSeq, a predicted model, not a curated record